Messenger RNA from Malania oleifera, 1621 nucleotides. RefSeq lists its product as uncharacterized. The record is from RefSeq and is a predicted model, not a curated record. Lineage: Eukaryota; Viridiplantae; Streptophyta; Magnoliopsida; Santalales; Ximeniaceae. Bases 439 to 1248 code for a protein of 269 amino acids. The transcript has 3 exons.
GGAGGUGGAGCUCAGAGUUUUAUCACGGAACACCAGAGAGAGAGAGAGAGAGAGAGAGAGAGAGAGAGAAUUGAGUGAUUUCGAAUCCAUUUCGCUUCUCUCCCGUCCAAUUCUUUGACAUUUGCAAAGAACGAUCGGUAAAAUCACCCUUCGUUCCUGUUCUUCUGUUUCACUUCAAGAUUCGAAGGAGCCUCUUCUGGAAGACCCAUGUCGUAGUGAUUAGUUCCUGGAAGCAAACCUGGAACUGUGAUUCUAUUUCUUUGAGAUUGAGAAAUGAUUAGUUUCAGACGAAUUUAAUUGAAUGGUUUGGCUUUUUGAUACUAGUAUUUGCAGUCAUAAGAAGGAAUAGGACACUUUCCAGGCCUGGAUUGGCUCGCUGUAGCUAUUUUUUGUCAGCCUACUGUCUCAGAAACUUAUCAUUUGUCCUCAACUUUCACAAUGUGGAAUUUCACGUCCAGUUGCGUUGCUGGAAAUGCUGGGUUGGAAAAUGACUCUCAAAAACCAGGUCAUGAUAUUUCUGAAUGCUCAGACGAUGAGGCUUCUUCAGAUACCAGUAGAGAGGAAGGACUAGAGUGCCCAAUAUGCUGGGAGUCCUUCAACAUUGUUGAAAAUGUACCCUAUGUUUUAUGGUGUGGUCAUACCAUGUGCAAAAAUUGCAUACUAGGCCUGCGGUGGGCUGUUGUAAAAUUUCCAACUCUCCCAAUUCAGCUCCCUCUUUUUAUUUCCUGCCCGUGGUGCAAUGCCUUGUCCUUUCGUUUGGUAUACAAGGGAAACCUCAAGUUUCCUCGCAAGAACUUUUUCUUGCUCUGGAUGGUUGAGAGCAUGAAUGAUGAUAGGGUGAAGCCGCCUCCUGCCCGCACUGGGGAUCAACCUGUCUUGCCAUUAAAUAGCAAUUUAGCCAUAAGAAAUCAAGCAAGCAACAGUAACCUCAGGAGACAACAGUUCAUUCAUCAUCAUGAGCAGUCAGGUUCUAUUGAGGAUCACAGUCACGGCCAUGUCAAUAACUAUCAUGCUGUGGAGAGAUUGCAAUCUUCCCUUCGAAAGUCAUUGGUUUUCUUUGUUCAUUUGACUGCCAAAUUCCCCUUGGUUAUCGUCUUUCUUUUGAUAAUCUUAUAUGCAAUACCUGCCAGUGCAGCCAUUUUGGCCCUAUACAUGCUUGUCACGGUUUUCUUUGCUCUCCCUUCAUUUCUCAUAUUGUACUUUGCCUAUCCUAGUUUGGAUUGGCUUGUGAGAGAGAUAAUCACUUAGUUUCUGCUGGGUUCUUGUUUUAUAAACCUUUUGAAUAGAAGUUUGCACAAUACAAAAAACCACUUCUUUCCAUCUGAAUCCCUUCAAUGAUGUAAUUUGAGGACCUCCCAUUUUCCAGGGCUGUUUGAAUUGCCGGCAACGGUAUCAGAUUCGGGCAUUUGACAGUUGGUGGCAGCCAAGGUACUAAAGCAGAAGCUAAGUAGUUACAUAAGCUAAAUAGUCUUAUAUUGUGUAUUAAGUAGAGAGCUCUAGUGCUCAUGCUAAAAAACACUAAAAGUGAUAGCUGUAAUGAAGUGAUCUUGUUGUACAGCUUAAGUUGUGCUUGUGCAAACCUGAUGUUCAGUAUGUCUAUCAUCUAUAUCUCGGUUCUCUC